GCGGAUUGUGAAAACAUGGUUGCCUUUUGUGUUAUUUGACGUAAAUAUUGUGCGAAAAUAAUAUUUUCUGUUUACGAGUGUUUAGUGAUUAAUAAGUUUUAUGAUGUGUGUGUCCCUACUGUGAUCUGUUCAUAUGAGGCUGCUAUACAAAACUGGUCCGAUGGAGUCGCUCAGAAAAUGGUUUUACAAACCAAAGAGGGACGACCAUUCACUCCUCGCGCAGUUCUUUUUCGCGGACGAUGCUCUGAACAUGGUCGCCGCAGAGCUAGACUCCUUCGACGGAAGGAAGGACCCAGACAGAUGUUCAACCCUCGUCAAUCAGCUACGACAUGCACAGGAUCGCGUCUUGAACAUCACUAGUCAGAUCAUGGAUCAAGUUCUGGGCGACGAAAGGGUGGCGCGCGGCUUCCGAGUCAAGUUCCCAGAGGAUGUUCUGCAAGACAACUUAGCUGGGCAGCUUUGGUUUGGCGCUGAGUGUCUCGCCGCUGGUUCGUCAAUAAUGAAUCGCGAAGAAGAAUCGGCAUCGAUGCGCCCCCUAGCCAAAGCUUUGACCCGGAGCUUAGAGACCGUGAGGUCUUUGCUGCGGGAGCAGUGCCUUCGUCCCCGAGGGCUGGCUUUGUCGCAGCACGAUGACAUGCUCCACGAAAGCCUGAGAAUUUUUGAUCGUUUGUUUGCUGAAUUCGAACUAUGCUAUGUCAGCGCUAUGGUGAACGUCAAAACUCCUCAAGAGUUCGAAGCGCAGCAGCUGAUUUGCGUCCUGUUCUCGGAGAGCCUUCGUCGCGCCCUCAAACAGAACUUAUUAGCUCAAGAGCAGGUGGACUCUUACGAUCCGGCACUGAUGUUCGCAGUUCCGCGUUUGGCAAUCGUUAGCGGCUUGCUCAUAUACUCAAGUGGGCCACUGAGCAUUAACAAACCACCAGAAGAAAUGUCCGUGAUGUUCCGUCCGUUCCGUACUCUGCUGAACAAGAUAAGGUCGUUGCUGUGGACCUUGGACCGCCGCGAGCUGUUGGCCCUCGAGCGGUUGCUCUGCACCAACGAGGACAUAACCAAUCUGGCCGCGCUUGGUCUACCGUCGCCUCUGAAUUCAGACACACCCGAAGACUCAUCGUGUCCGUACCCCGAUAUCGAAGAGUUUGUUUCAAGAUUUUACACUGACUACGCUCACUGCCGCGACCUCUACGCGCAAAGCUCAAGCGAACCCACGAUAACGGACGCCGACUAUCUACCCGACAACAUCGAAGUGAUGACACCGAUCAUCGACGGAUUACGUCGCCUGACCGAGUUCGCGGACACCCACGACGAGCCCUCGGACCAGGAGAAGACUCGACAUUCUAUCGACACGGCCAGCACUGACACAUUCCAAACCGACUACAUCGAUAGAUCUAGAAAGACCAGCAAAACGGAGAACAGCGACCUGUCCUCGCUCAGGAACCUAUCGACGAACGGGCUCAUGAUGUUCGAUCCUCUGGUGAUCAACGCGGCCGCUUCCACGUCCAAUGACGUCAAUCGACAACUACCCGAUCACGAUUUGGUGACGUCACUCAACGAGCAAGUCACCGAAAUAGCCGAUAGACUGUCGUCUAUAGCCGCUAGUGACGUGGACAUUGUCGAUCAAAUGCAUUCCUUCUCGACGAACGACGUUACCGGUCUGAUAUCGGUCGACGAGCAAGCGUACGGGUAUUCGGGACCCAGGAACGAGCAGCUGAGCUGCAUGCCGUCGACGAGUCACGGGUAUCUCAUACCCAACGCGAUCAGCCACGAGCCGGCGGUCAUGUCGUCGCUGUCCCACAACAACUCUGCGGUCUUCAACGACGAAACAAGCGAAGCAAACGACCCCCUGAACACUGAUCUCCCGUUAAUAAUUCCAGAGAACAUUGACGCCGAUAUCGUUAAUACUAAUAUUUGUAAAGCGAACGCUAACCUAAGUAUGUUACUAACAGAAGAGUUUAGACAGGACGAAAGCGCCGACGACAGUACUAGCUUUCAUUCAGCCAAAAUGACUUUAGAUACAGAAGACGAUAGAGUUAAGUUUAUGUUGGGCUACGAGAGCGAACACGAGUCGCCGGUUGAUUCGGGAGUCAGCACCGAGAACACUAGUCUAGACAGAUCACCGGAUUCGGAUCAGAGUAAAGAAAUCAAGGGUAGCCUCCAGAACCGGGUCCUGAUACCCGAAGAAAGUUCCUUCGACACUGUUAAUAUUAAUUACGCCGAAGAAGAAGGGCAGAAGAACGAAGCCUGCUCUUCGAAUAUCGACGUUAGGUUAAGCGAUGAGAGUUCAGAUUCGAUUGAAGAGAGGCGAGUUUUACAAGAAUGGGGGGCGAACGCUUCCGAAGUAGAAUAUAGUACAAUAGAAGAAGUAAUCACAGAACUGAGAAGACACAGGGAGAGCGAUAAGAAGAUUAGUUCUUUAUUUGAAAACGAAGGACCAUCACAGAGUAGUUCUAGAGUUAGAAAGAGUAGGAGUUCAGGAAAGAAAAGUAAAGGGAAGAUUUGGACGUCCGGUGCUGUAAGGCUGAAUAAUCGCUCCAACCAGAGCCAGAGUCCCUUAAGACUGAAUUUAGACCAUUUCGUUGAUGAGAGUGGCACCUCCUGCGCUGGUUCGGAAUGCGCUGACGAUGAACAGAUAGCUCUCGCGUUGCAGACUCAGGAGCUGGCGGCUCGACAACAAGCAAGGGGAAAAUUUAAAUCGAGCGAAGAUCUAAUACACCGUUUGUUCGUGUGCAUCGCGGGGGUCGCGGAUCAGCUGCAGACGAACUUCGCGGCCGACCUCAGGAACAUCCUGAAGUCCGUCUUCCUGAUGAACCAGUCGCCGGACACGACGGAGACGCCCGAACCUCCCGAGAAGAGCGACGAGAAAUCGCCCACCAUCGAAUACGAACUGUCUGAGGACCAAGUUAUACAGAAUCACAGUUCGUUCGAUAGUGUGUACUCAGCGGAGGAGGUGUACGCGGACAGUACAUCCGAUUCGACGCAGUCCGAUAGCAGUUCGAGAAUGAUCCAACGCGAGACCGUGAGCGGCACCGCGGCGGACCCGGCCGGGGAAACGAGAAGGAAGUCCAUGGACAACGUCAAUUUGCAGGCCUCCGUAUCUACUGGUGAUUUGACGUACAGGGAAGAACGCCGUCCCACUGCGAGCGUGGCUAGUGAAGCGAACGCCAGCGUGGAGCGAGCUCCGGAGUGGGUCCCAGACAUAGCGGCGCCCGCCUGCAUGCGGUGCGACGCGCACUUUACCGCUUUUAGAAGAAGACAUCACUGUAGGAACUGUGGUAAAGUGUUCUGCGCGUCCUGUAGUUCUAACUCGAUACCAUUACCUCGCUACGGACAGCUGAAGCCGGUGCGCGUCUGCGAGGAGUGCUUCAGGAGUAUAGCUACGACUUGCCGCCGAGCGCAGACAGCGAACCAGAAUCAUCGGUGAAACUUAGUCUUUGCUGUACCAUUUAUUUUGUAACUUCUUUCAAUAGUGCUAAAAUUUUGAUUUCAGCGCCACCUAUUGAGCGUUUUCAGUAAUUAAUUCACUCUACAAGCGAAGCUGUCAACGGUAAAGCGUUAAAUUCUCGUUUAGCUUUUUCCUGUAUCACUACGAUGUAAGUGACGUAAUUUUGUCCUUAAGAUUACUAAUAUCGGACGCGUGUUCGUAUUAAAUUCACCCGGAUCCCAUUCUCAUUUGCUUGUUGAACUAAAAAAAUAACAUGACGUUUUUAAGUUUUGUUGCUGAGAUAAUAAAAUACCGGCUGUAUUGGAGCAGUUCCUUGUGUCCAAAGGAGAAUAAACUGGUUAAAAUUGCCGUAAUAACUAUUCAGAUUCCAAAUAGAGCAGAAAUACUCACGGUAUUCGUGAGAAGCUUUAUAAGUCCUUGUAUAAGAAGAAUGUCCAAAAGUGUCGAGCAGAUAGUCUAGUUUAUUUCUUAUAUGAACUGUUAGUUGCCGAUAUCGCUACCUCUUCCUGACAAUUAUCAAAAAACGAAAAAAAAAAACAGUCCAAUCUGUCGUACCGUACCCAAGUAACGCAUCGUCAUACAAAUGGCGAUCGAUUUUAUAAAUACACUUAACGGUCUUGUUAUAACGGGUCUAUAAAGCUCUGAUAAUCACCUUGUAUUCUGUGGAAAAUUUAUGUAUUUUUUUUUAUUAUGGCUCCAGAGCUCCCCCAAAAUGCCGUACAUUUUUAGUUAGAAAAAAAUUAUAUCGCACGUCACUUUUAGUAUCAGAAUACUGUGUUUUAGUGCACGUCGCCUUGACUUUGUUUUCCGGAAUUGUUUCGACACACCCUGUAUAUGCACUCACGACUAGUGACGCGUUAUCGAUACUCUAAUUUACGUACUUUACAAUGGAUAUCGAUUAAUUUCGUCGAUCGAGCCUAGAGCUGUCCAAACAAUUAUGUUCAUCGUUCGAUUUUAAUUAUGAUUAUUCACCUAAGUCGAUGUAAUGUUCCCGUUAAGUCUAAAAAAUAUACAGUACAUACAAAGCCAGACUGACGACUUAUAAAGUUGCAUGUAAAACUCGCAUUGAGAUGUUGGCGUGCUGAAUAAUAUUCGUUUGUUGAAAAAUAACGCUCUAUAACUUCGAGGUAAUAGUUUCGAAACUUUCAGUGUAUUGCCGAAAUAGUAGGGUCCUAUUUUUAACUUAUUCAAAAAAA
Molecule: messenger RNA, 4632 nt
Organism: Bombyx mandarina (wild silkworm)
Lineage: Eukaryota; Metazoa; Arthropoda; Insecta; Lepidoptera; Bombycidae
Product: lateral signaling target protein 2 homolog
Cellular component (GO): early endosome membrane
Molecular function (GO): metal ion binding
Source: RefSeq, a predicted model, not a curated record